Molecule: messenger RNA, 3151 nt
Organism: Vicia villosa (hairy vetch)
Lineage: Eukaryota; Viridiplantae; Streptophyta; Magnoliopsida; Fabales; Fabaceae
Product: F-box protein At2g26160-like
Exons: 1
Coding region: 154-1203 (349 amino acids)
Molecular function (GO): protein binding
Source: RefSeq, a predicted model, not a curated record
UAGGAAUUUGACUUAUCUUCAUCUAAUAUACACUUAUCACCACAAUAGAUAGAUUUUCUCUAUAGAUGUUCAAACGAGUCAGCAUGAACGCAAUCCCUAACCUUUCUCAAAAAGUUGAAGCUUAAUAUCAUCCUGCCAAACCCUAAUAUCAACAUGUGUUCGAAAACAUGGGAUGAGUUACCUCAAGACAUCGUUGAAUCAAUCUCCAAAAACUUUACAAUCUACGCCGACUAUCUCCGAUUCCGAUCUGUAUGUCACAGAUGGAGACUUUCAAUCCCCAAAAUCCCUCUCCAUCUACCAACUCAACUCCCAUGGCUCAUGCUUUCUCACAGUUCCUUUUUCGACCUCUCAACCAACAAAAUACAUCACCUCAAUCUCGCUCCAUAUUCUUCUCCCGCAACUCUUGUCUGCGGUUCUUCUCAUGGCUGGCUUGUCAUUCUCAACGAAGCCUCCGAGCUUCGUCUUCUUAACCCUAUCACACUCUCUACAAUACCUCUUCCUAAACUUCCUGUUACAGUUAGAUGGGAUCAUAACACCACUCGUAGUCCAGCUUGUCUUAUCAAAGUUGUUUUGUCUGCUAGCCCCUCUAGCGACGACGACGACUUUACCGCAUUUGCUAUGCUCGGUGGUAAUAAGUUUGCAUUCUUUAGAAAGGGAAGUGAUUCUUGGUUUGUUCCUGACUGGAAUACAAAGAGCAACUGGGUGGAUGUUGUAUACAGAAACAAUUCCUUUUUCCUUGUGGGUCAAGAUGGAAUGAUGGCAGUUUUUGAUGUUGAUCGUCUUGAAAUCUCGAAUGUUAAGACUAAGAAAAUAUUUAUCAGGAAUGGUCAUCGGUAUCUAGUGUUUUUCAAAGAGGACAUGUUGUUGGUUAGUCGGUUAUUUCUAAACGGAUCUCAGUCGGGUCUUUUUAGUAAGACAUCAAGGUUCAUGAUUUAUAAGAUGAAUUGGAAGUUGGGUAUGUGGGAAGAAAUUGAAACAUUGGGAAAAUACUCUUUGUUUAUAGGGAUGAAAUCUUCCUUUUGUUUUCGUGCUGCUGAUUUUGUUGCGUGUCGUCCAAAUUCUAUCUAUUUCACGGACUAUUAUUGUGGAACAGAUGUUGGUAUCUAUAGUUUAGAUGAAGAGAGUAUUGAAAUGUUUCCUGGUUAUCAACUAAGUCCAUAUGGUUAUUUACAUUAUUCAGUUUGGGUUGAGCCACGUCCGUAAUGAGCUAAGUUGAGAAUCUCAAUUGAAGAAAUUCAAAUGUAGUAGGUUCUAUAAUCUAUAUUAUAUGUAUUAUUAUUAAGCGUCUUAGGUUGCAGCAUAGCAAGAUUUAUGUGACUAGUUAAAUACAUGGUGGUGACCUGUUAGUGAAUGAUGAAUGUUGAUGGAGAUGAGGCAUAUAAUGGAGACAAUCUCAUUUCUUUAUAUGUUAUGUCAAUGUCCUAUCUUGCUCUUGAAGUUAUUUUGGGACUUCCAUAUGACAUGAAGAUUGAUAUCUGGUCACUUGGCUGCAUCUUGGCAGAGCUUUGUAAUGGCAAUGUAAGAAUAGUAGAUAAUUACUGAAUUUCAAUUCAAUGUCACUCACUGUUGCUAAAUCAUAGGCUUGCUACUCAUUUUCUAGUUUCAUGCCUCUUAAUUUUAGAGCUAUUAACUUGUAAAUUUAGAUUGAGUUUGUGACAUGUGAGUUUCAUAACUAUGUAAUGCUUAAUUGCACUUUUGUAAUUUAAAGUAGAAUCCUUCAAUCAGGGUCAUGAUCCUCCAAUUUGAUAACUUAAAUUGGAAUUGUUUUCAUGCAUGACUUUUUAAUUACUCACUGUCUACUCCUUUCUAUUUAUAGAUUAGUCUCCAAUUCAUCAUAAAAUUGGUAAACAAUGGUGAUUAUAGUGAUAUUUGAUGUGGUUAAAUUACUUAUCAGAAUUGGAUGAAGUUCUGGUCGGUAAUAGUUGAAGUGGUAGUUGACAAUAAUAGUAGUUGAUAUUGGUUAGCUUGAAGAUUAUAAGUAGUUAAAGUGAUGGUUUAGAGGUGAACUUGAAAUAUUUUAUCAGACUAAGAAUGAUAUAGAACCAUAAAAUAUCUAUCAGUAUUCGUUAAAAUUGUUGUUGGGUAUGUUGCACCAGAGUUGGCUCAAAGCUUUAAGCAGAAUAAGAGGUCUGAUGUUUACUGUUUCAUCUUCAUUCUCUUGGAGCUAUUUAUAUGGAGAAAUUAUGUAUAAAGUCCAAGCACAAAUGAAGUUGUGGUUUUGUGUGAAUAUGUGAAAGUUUUGUUGGAGACUGACUCAGUUUCAAAUUCCUUUAACGAGAACUUAUUGCAAUUUGGAAAGAAUGAGUUGAUUAAGGUUAUGAGAUUGAGUCUAAUUUGUACUUUAAAGUAUCUUUAAGAAGGCCAAGCAUAGUUGUUGUUGUUCAUGUUCUUGUUUAGGUUUCAAUAUUGUCUUUAUUUGUUUAAGAUUAUAAAUGACCAAUUUUUUAGCAAACAAACUUGCUUCAGUUCAAGUAUGGCACAUAAACAAUUGAUUGAUGUCAGCUUGACAAAAAGUUUUUGCUUUGUGGAGUGAUGUCGAGUCCUACAACCCGUGUUUGCAAUGUUUAACGAUGUUUUGAAUUGGGUUCUACAUUUUUGCUUUUUUAUUUAACUUCUCUAUCCAUCACAAAAAUUUGUAUCUAUUUCACCGACUAUCUUCUUGGGAAAGAAUUUGGUAUUUAUAGUUUAUCGGAUGAGAGUGUUGAACCGUUGUCUGAUUGUCCAGAAAGUUCAUAUGGUCGAACGGUUUGGUUUGAGCCAAGUCUCAAUUGAAGAAACUCAAAUGUAGUUUCUAUGAUUGGUCUGCCCCGUGAGCAUGCUUAUGCCCUGAGGGUUGGUGGUAUACUUAUCAGAUUGCUGCUGUCUUGAUUAUGCGUAUUGUUGUGUGCUUUUGGGGCAAUACUAAAAUUUUGAGGUUCUUAGUCUGAUAGAGUUGUAUGGAAUUGUGUAGUUCUGUUUCUGGUGGGUUGCUCAUGUGUUAAGCUGUGUUUUGUAAUUUUAUUGUGGUUGAGGUUGUGUUGCAUAUCUGCCACACACUGAUGUUGGACUGCGAUGGUGUCAUCUCUCAUAUCAAUUUUUAAGUUUAAAAGUUAACACCUCCAAUUUCUAUUGUGAUUAUUUAUAUUGAGGAAUGUUUGAUAUUGUGCUGAAA